GUUUGGCUACUCACCACGAAACGCAACCGGCUUCAGCAAUACACGUCAACUUGGAAAAUAAAUAAAAGAAAAACUAAUAAAAAUAUUCAAUUGGAAAAAAUGAGUGACAAAGUCGAGGAGAUGGGACGUAGGCUCCAGGAGAAGUCCACCAAGGAGGAAUAUUUCGCCAGCCUUGCAGAGUGGGCUAAACAGGCAGCGAUUGCUCAGAAUGCGAUGAUGAUGUUUCCGUACUACCUUAUGGCCAACUAUCCGACUAUGUUCCAAGGACAAGUAGCUUCCGCAGGCUUCCAAUCAGCCACCUUUAGACAGCCCCAUCCUGCAACUUCGUCUCCCCCAUCGGUUCAGGGAGCAGGAGCGGCUGCCCCAGUAGGCACUGCCGCACCUGCUCCAGCGGCAGUGCGAGACUUCAGUAACCUGCGAGUCUUGGACGAGGCAGCACAGUUGGAAACCAUACAGCGAUUAGGCGGUUACGAGUAUGUAGUGGCACCCUUCUGGAAGAGAGCUGUAGCAGAGACCAUCGACAUGCUCAUCCUUUUUGUCCUAAAGAUCAUCGUAACAUUUGGUGUAGUCAAUCUAUUUGACAUGGACUUUGAUAAAGAUGUUAUACGACGCACCCUCGACGAAGACGACCUGUUUGUGAACUUCUUCGAUAUCUCGCUGGACUUCAUUUCUAUGUCCACUGAAUUGCUGGUCAUCGAAAUGCUAACAAAGCUCACAGUCUGCUUCUAUGAGGCGUUGUGGACGUAUUUUUAUAAUGGGGCUACACCGGGCAAAUCCCUGAUGAAGAUACGAAUACACUAUGUGGAAGCGGUAAUGCCGCUUCAGGCACCUGCCCUUCCGCAGUUCGUUCUCCAGCCGCAGAGGGAACCGAUGAGGGCCCUUCUCUAUCCGGCCCAGACUCCCUCACUGAUUCGUUCAUUCAGCCGCGCUUUGGCUAAGAAUAUUUUAAUGACACUGCUUUUUCCCAUUUGUGUCGUGAUGAUCUUCUUCAAGAACAAUCGCACCGCCUAUGACAUCAUGACAAAGACUAUAGUGGUAGAGACCAAUUCCAACGCAGUAUUCCGCACCCAAGUGCCACCACAGCGCAACCGCUGAGCACGUGUCUUUAACCAGCCAAAGUGUUUAGGAAUUGCGCUCUCUUCCCUAUGCAUAUAUAAAUAGAUCUUAUUGUUAAAACUAAAUUUAAUGUCGUGUACGAUGUCCUGUGAAAUAAAACGUUAUAAAGUUUGAAAAAUCA
Drosophila eugracilis is the source of this 1237-nucleotide messenger RNA. RefSeq names its product protein FAM8A1. The transcript has a single exon. The coding region runs from base 100 to 1095 and encodes 331 amino acids. Lineage: Eukaryota; Metazoa; Arthropoda; Insecta; Diptera; Drosophilidae. The record is from RefSeq and is a predicted model, not a curated record.